Heterotrigona itama is the source of this 1692-nucleotide messenger RNA. NCBI's taxonomy places the organism in Eukaryota, Metazoa, Arthropoda, Insecta, Hymenoptera, Apidae. The record is from the annotation of a GenBank genome assembly.
AUGAAACGAAUUAGUUCUUUAUUCUUUUUAUUGACUAAGACACCGUGGUUAUACAAGGUGAAAAGAAAAUUUUGUCCGCAGAUAUCGUAAAUGAAUUUUAUUUUUUAUAUCUUUCAUUUGAUGGAGAAAUAUGUAAGGAAUCUACCGCAAAAUUGACCUUGACCUUGAACUUCAUCAACAAGGUCAAAAUUUUUUUUGUUUGCGUUGUAUUAUACUUAUUACGGAGGUAACACUUUUCUAAGGAACUAUAGAUAAGCAACCUAACCGUUCUCUCGAAAAAUAAUAAGAAUGACUAAAAUUUUUUUGCCAUUUUUUAAGAAAAAUAUUGAUUCCUUGGAAAAGUUUCACCUUCACCUCACAACGUAAACAAAAUUUUUAUCUUAAAAUUAAAAGUUAAAAGAAAUUUUGCGUCAGGCAAAUGUUUUUUAUAUGUUUACCAAAUCUAUCUAUCAAAUCUAUCAAAAUAUCUAUCUAAUCUAUCAAAAGUAUAGAAUUUACCUAGGAGCCACAGACAAACAUUUGUUUCCAUCCUGUACAAUCACAUUGAAAAAAAAAUGAAACAAAAUUUGUAGCUAUAAUAAAACAAUGUAAUACAUGUAUGCAAUAUAAUUUAACAAUUAGUACAUAUACAUAUUCAUAAUUACAUAUCCAAAAUUAAUAAAUUAAAAUGAUUAAAUUUGUCUCAAUAUUCGUUCGUUCUUUGACUUUAACCGCAUUUCGUUUGUCACUAUAGUUUCCACUCCGUUUAAUUCUUCAUUGUGUAAUAGAACAUCUUGGUUUAUAAAAUAAUUUAAAAAAAAAAGGAUAAGCCAAAUACUAUUUCAUAUUUAGAUCAUAUUGCGUAUCUAUAUCUGAAAUCUCAGAAAACGGAACACAAGGAAUUGUGUUCAGAACAAAAAAAAGUCAUAUAUUUUCAUAAGGAUAUUAAUCAAUAUCACAGGCAGAUUUCUCAACAAGAAUAAGGAUAAUCAAAUAAUUAAAUGAUUUAGAUCCAUUUCUUUCAUUACAUUGCGUUCAUUACGUUUGUAAACGUAGAAAAAUGGAUAAAAAUCCACGAUUUAAUUAUCUUUUUUAAACUAUGUCAUUGCAAGUAUGCGGUACAAAUUUUGAAUUUAUUAAAAUAUAAUAUCAUAAUAAAAAUUUAAUAAUAUUCUUUUCAGCUUCUCUAGUCAAGAUCCGACUUUUGGUUACUGGGGCUAUAUAUUUGCCCUGUCGAAGCUAGUUGAAUUCGGCGAUACAUUUUUCAUUAUAUUACGAAAACAACCGUUAAUAUUUCUACAUUGGUACCACCACAUCGUAACUUUUCUUUACACAUGGUUUUCUUAUGUGGAAGAUGCUGGAUACGCUAAGUGGUUUGCUUUUAUGAACUGUUUUAUUCACAGUUGUAUGUACACUUACUACGCCUUCAAAGCAAUGGGAUAUCGUCCGCCAAGACGGUUAGCCAUGAUGAUCACUUCAAUUCAAUUAUCACAAAUGUUUGUGGGUAGUUUUCUAACUAUAACAACUUACUACUACGUUUACAUUGCCAAAGUUGAAUGUCUCGUUACGCCGUUCAACAUCACUGUUGCUACAAUCAUGUACGUUAGCUAUGCCAUUCUCUUCGCUAGAUUUUUUGCGCAGGCUUAUCUGUCUAAUAAAUCUGCAAAGAACAUCAAAAACAAGAAUGGCAACAGCAAACUGAAAAUUACCUAA